UACCUAAAAUAACUGACCAAGAAACACAGGUUCAUUCCUUUGGAAAAACCAUGCAGAAUGAACUGUUUAAAUCCUAGCAAGUGCCAUUAAAAAGAAAAUUGUAGAAGCUGCCCAUUCCGCAAAAUACCUUUCAAUAGCACUGCAGAUGCCUGGGGCCGAGCCCCGCCCUCUGUUUUCCAGGCAGACGUUUAAAACUCCAAUCCCCCAAAGCAGGUACCAACAGGCCUGGUGCUCUCCUUCGCCCGGCGCUGGGGAGGAUGACUCAGGCGGAGGCACUUGUUUCCGGUCCGCAGGGAGAGGAGCGGAGCCAGGUUGGAGGCACGCAGCUCGGGACUGCAGCGGUCGGCAGAGCUCGGAGCGGUGCACCGCCGCAAUGCGCCUUGCGGGCUGGCUGCUGAUGGCGCUGUUCUCAGUGGGGAUUGUUUCUGCAUGUCAAUCCACUGGUCUUGCACCAACAGGAGGCAGAGUGGUUGGUGCUGUAGGCUGCACUCUGGUGCUCCCUGGACCAGAUCACACUGACACCACUGGGGUUGUACGGUGGGAGUAUAAACAAAAUGAAAAUGACACUGAACUGGCUGUUGUACUCUAUUAUUUGGCAUCACAAGAACCGGACAUCUUACCAGAGUAUAAGGAUCGUGUUUCAUUUAACAUGUCCAACUGGUCCCUGGGACUGAAAUUGCAACUGGCAGAUCGAGGCCUGUACAGAUUAAGGAGACAGGAGGAGGAGAAAAGUGGCAAAUGGAUCCAGCUGGAGGUUAUAGAGCCCUUAUCCAAGCCAAAACUCUUUAGGAACUCUUCCUUGGCAGGCUCCACCAUUGAAAUGGUCUGUAACGUGACAGUAGGUAGGGUGGAUUCCUAUCAGUGGAGAAAGGACCAUAAGCCUCUCCCAAAGUAUGGUCACUACCAACUCUCUUGGAAUAACAGUGUACUUCUCAUACUGAACGCAACACAGGCUGAUAGUGGCAGUUACUCGUGCAAAGUUCUCAACGAAGUUAGUGAGAAUGAAACCUCUCUGGAAUUGACCAUCAACGAUUCUUCAGCUGUGGUUUCAAACGGAGUCAUUUUGGGAGUUGCUGUCAUAACUGCUGUUGUAAUUCUAGUAAUAGCAGAUGGGAACUUGUACAGUGAAUAAAAACUCUGCCAUGACUUCAUCUGGAUGAACAAUCCCAAAUUGCAAAAGACAUAAUGGAACAGAAGGGAAUUAUGCGGUUUUCUUCUGCCCAGCAACAACCACUUCACAAGGCUUAAGACAGUCAUCAGACCUCAUACAAAUCAGUGUUCUAUGUCAGAAAAUGCAUCUGAAAUCAUCCAUCUUGUGGGGUUUGGUUCUUUGAUACGGAGUUGCCAAUUCCCGUCCAUGAACUAUACUAGCCCUCAGAACUAUUUUGGAAAAUGCCUGCCCAGGAAACGGGGAGGAGAGAGCUGCAACUGCACAACGGCAUCUGAAAAUUAUAACUUUAACAUUUUAAGUUAUGUAGAAACAUAUUGAGUCUAAAUUUAAAUAAGCAAGCAACAAAAUGCGCAAAACAAUAGACCUAUAACGUAGAGUGUUUAAAGGACAGGUUGUUUCCUAUAGAAUAGGGAUGUCAAACUCAUAUUGGGGGGGAGGGUUAAAGUUGUGGUCUAUGAAGCAGGGUAUAAAUACAGAUCUCUAUGCAGUACUUCUCUGGAUCCAUAGUAGGCGCUUCCCUUAUGUUAAUAGUUAGUCUGCCUAAAGGACAAAGAUAAAUAUGGCUUUUAGUAAACACCAGUGUUUUAUUGUUAAUUCACUCUGUAGAAAAAUAUGCUAACUUUUCAGACCAUGACUAUUUUUGCCUGUGUUUCUCCUCCUUCCCUUGUCUUUAUGGCUGGUUUACAUGGAAAAAUUGACUAGAACAACAUAAGGGAGAAAGGAGUCCAGGAGAGCUGGCUGUAUUUUAAAGAAUC
Molecule: messenger RNA, 1926 nt
Organism: Chelonoidis abingdonii (Abingdon island giant tortoise)
Lineage: Eukaryota; Metazoa; Chordata; Testudines; Testudinidae
Source: RefSeq, a predicted model, not a curated record